Messenger RNA from Naegleria gruberi, 1410 nucleotides. Its product is annotated as Peroxin 5 (Pex5), putative. The transcript is spliced from 2 exons. The coding region runs from base 1 to 1410 and encodes 469 amino acids. Gene Ontology annotation, cellular component: cytosol; peroxisomal membrane. NCBI's taxonomy places the organism in Eukaryota, Heterolobosea, Eutetramitea, Acrasida, Naegleriidae. Gene Ontology annotation, biological process: protein import into peroxisome matrix, docking. Gene Ontology annotation, molecular function: protein binding. The record is from RefSeq and is a predicted model, not a curated record.
AUGUUGCGUGAUGUAUUUACUUCAGAAAAGGGAUCAGAGGGAAGCUCAUCCACCUCUCGUGGUGGCAAUCCACUCUCCGGUACAAUUAAUUCAACAUUUAAUAAUAUAAGACAACAAGAGGAUUUUUAUUCAAAUUAUCAACAGCAAGGUGGUUCAUCAUCGGGUGUUGGUUCUUCGAGUAGUCAUGAACAACAACCAUUUUCUCCCUUCCAAUUAUCUUCAUCAUCACAUUUAAAUAGUAGAAAUAAUAACAUGUCUGCAGUUGAUAGAAUCAAAAUGCGAGAGAGAAGUGAACGUAUUACAAGACACUUGUAUCCCGACUCACAAGCCACAGAUAUGAUUAAUGAACAAAAUUUAAAUUCAAGAUUUGGAGGAAUGAGUCUAGGUGCUGGUCAAAAUAAUUUACUCAAUUCUAAUAACAUGAUGAAUAUGAGUAUGGAAGAGAGUGAAAAUUCAAAUCUCUUCCUUCAAAAUCAUUCUAUUGAUUCAUAUAUUAAUUCACUUCAACAACAAUUAACAACUAUCGGAAAUCAUAUUAAUGCUGGAAGUAUUGAAUUACAUCCUCCAUAUACAUUCCUAACCUCUCACACCACAAAUCCCUACCUCCAACACCAAGAUCAUCAAUAUCAAAAUUUGUAUGAAUUGGCCAGAAAAUUCCUCUCCGAACAAAAUCAACAACAAACAUCCAAUACUACCAAUACAGAACAAGCCAUUUUGGCUUUGGAAGCUCAAGUCAUUUUGGAACCUCAUCAUGCAGAUGCUUGGUACCUGUUGGGUCAGUGUCAUGCAGAAUGUGAUGAUGAUGCAAGAGCCAUCUCAUGUUAUGCUGAGGCUGUCAAGCAAGAUCCAAAUCACUUGGAUGCUCUCGUAGAUUUGGGUGUUUCAAAUGCCAAUGAAUUACAAAAACACUUGUCACUCUUUUACUUGAAACGUUGGAUUUCUUCACAUCCAAUUUAUGCAAGUAUUGUUGGAGAUGUAUUCAAAGAUACAGAUAUUGGAGACCACUUAUCUGCAACAAUGGUAGACUUUUAUCAAAUUUAUUCAACUGUCAGACAGGCAUUCGAGAAGGUUGUAGAAGAAUCCCCAAGUAAGGAUGCUAAACUUCAUACUGCCCUUGGUGUAUUGUAUCACUUGGUAAAUGAUUUUGAUAAGGCUAUUAAUCAAUUCAAAAUGGCAUGUCAAUCCGAUCCAACCAAUCAUAGUUUAUGGAAUAAGCGUGUUGCUCACAGUAAUAGAGCUGAUUACGAGAACGCAGCCAAGUUCUACUUGAGAAGUCUCAAGUUAUGUCCAAGAAAUAAUAGUGUAUGGCUUUAUUUGAGUUUUGAUUUUAGCUGUCUGAAGAGAAAGGACCUGGUUGAAAAGUGUGAGUACAGAAAUGUAGAUCUUUUCAAGUCUGAUUUCCAAUUUUAA